AUGGCCGCGGUUCAGCCAUCAAUGCCGGCGCCCGCGACAGGCUCGGCGUCGACCGCGACGUCGGUCUCGGCGUCUGACGAUACAAAAGAUGCCGUGGCCAAGCCGGGGGCCGCUGAGAUCCCCGUGCGCACCAAGGAGUCCUUCGACCGGCUGAUGGUUGAGCGCUACACGAUGCGCGACUCCAUCGCCGCGUCGGCCCUCAGCCAGCAACUCAACCAGACCAUGAAGUCGUCCCACGAAAUGCGUGAGAUGAUUACCGAGUACCGAAACGUGCGCAACGGAUACCAGCAAUGGUUCCCCCCCAGCAGAUUAUACGGCGAAGGCUACAACGGGUAUGCCAAUGGAUAUACAGAGAGCCACGGCCCCUCCCGAGUCGUGUAUCCGUCACAGAAGCCUCGCCCCGGCCACCGAACAACCCCGCCCUUGAAAUAUAGCCGCAAGGAUAUGCUCAAGCAGGCAGAGCAACAUGAGGAUUUAGUGCCGCUGAGGCUGGAUGUCGAGUGGGACAGAGUCAAGCUGCGCGACACCUUCACAUGGAAUCUACAUGAGCGUCUCUUGGCCGUCGAGCUGUUCGCUGCGCAGCUAGUCGAAGACAUGGGCCUGAAACCUCCUGCCUCACAGCCUGUCUAUGAGCAAGUCGUGCAGCAGAUGCGAGAGCAGCUCAAUGACUUUUACCCUUUCGCUUAUUACGAAGAAGACUCGCUAGACCCAGAGCUCCCGUAUUCCGCCUAUAAAAACGACGAGAUGCGCAUUCUAGUCAAGCUAAACAUCACAAUCGGACAGCACACCCUGGUCGAUCAGUUCGAAUGGGAAAUCAACAACCCGAAUAACUCGCCGGAAGAGUUUGCUGCCAGCAUGACUCGAGAUCUUUCCCUGUCUGGAGAAUUUACGACGGCGAUUGCCCACUGUAUCCGCGAGCAGUCGCAGCUCUUCACAAAGAGUCUCUACAGCAUUGGCCACCCAUUCGAUGGCAGGCCGGUCGAAGAUUCGGACCUGGUGGCUGCCUUCCUGCAGACACCCUUGCCAACUGUAUUCCGCCCGCAGCAACAAGCCAAGGAAUACGCCCCGUACCUGUACGAAAUGAGCGAAGCCGAUUUAGAGAGGAACGAAACCGUCUUUUCUCGUGAUCAGCGUCGUCAGAAGCGAUCGAUUAACCGAAGAGGUGGACCGCAGCUUCCUGACCUCAAAGAUAGGCAACGCACCAUCCGGACGCUCAUCGUCUCAUCUGUACUCCCUGGUGCUGCGGCAAACAUUGAAGAGAGCAGGCUGUACAAGAAGGUGGCGGGCCCUCCCAGGAAGCGACCCGCCCGUGAUGGUGAGAUAUCAGAGUCCGACGAAAGCGAGGAUUCAGCGCCCGAGUCUCCUGCGCCCUCAAAUAUGGCUGGUACGGCUCGUACGAGGAAUAUGCGCGGCGCUGCAACUGCCGCCCAACAAAGAAUGGCCAAUUUGGGCCGGUCAGAAACUCCAGAUAUAUCUAGUCACCAUCAUGAGACUAGGACGUCGCGUCGCGUCCGCGAGGAAACGGAAGAACGUAUGAGUCUAUGGGUGACGCUGAGAAUCAACAAUAGGGACAAGCUGAGGAGAGUUACGACUGGCGAUUAUCGCGACUUGGCGACCCCCUCAGUACCGCCCGAUACCCCUGGCUCAACAUCCAACACGAGAACACCGACCUUUACAGCUCCGCCAAGGCCCAAUGCAAACACACCUGUUCCAGCUCCUACUUCAUCUUCUUCGGCUCCUGCACCUCAGUCAACAGGCGCUUCAGGGGCCGUUCCUCCCGGCCAGAUAGGUCGCCUGCCUGCGCCGCCGCACAUUCCCGGCCAAUCCCCUCCCCCAGCACCUCCUCCACCUGAAUGGCUUGUACAGUCAUUAAGAGAGCUCGAAAGUCACUACCCCAAUGGUGACAGGUUCGAGGCCAUUAUGAAAUAUUCACAUCUCGACCCGGUCACGGAGCUGCCCAUUCAAACACAGCCAAUGCCGGAAGGCGUCAAAUAUGCUUGGCUCCCUCGCAUCCGCUGUCUGGACUGCACAACAAAGCUUUAUACCCCUGGCCCAGACAUGACAGCGCAAAAGUUUGAGGCCCAUCUCAAAUUCUCUGGGCAUCGUGAAAGGGUCAGGGCCAGACUAGCAGCCCAGGGCAAUGCUGGGGGAUCCUCA
Trichoderma atroviride IMI 206040 is the source of this 2157-nucleotide messenger RNA. RefSeq lists its product as uncharacterized. Gene Ontology annotation, biological process: positive regulation of pseudohyphal growth by positive regulation of transcription from RNA polymerase II promoter; chromatin remodeling. Gene Ontology annotation, cellular component: nucleus; nuclear chromosome; SWI/SNF complex. The record is from RefSeq and is a predicted model, not a curated record. NCBI's taxonomy places the organism in Eukaryota, Fungi, Ascomycota, Sordariomycetes, Hypocreales, Hypocreaceae. Gene Ontology annotation, molecular function: transcription coregulator activity.